Messenger RNA from Lemur catta (Ring-tailed lemur), 2870 nucleotides. It is a transcript of the gene VPS37B, whose product is annotated as VPS37B subunit of ESCRT-I. The coding region runs from base 22 to 1002 and encodes 326 amino acids. The record is from RefSeq and is a predicted model, not a curated record. Gene Ontology annotation, biological process: ubiquitin-dependent protein catabolic process via the multivesicular body sorting pathway; protein targeting to membrane; protein targeting to vacuole. The transcript is spliced from 4 exons. Gene Ontology annotation, cellular component: ESCRT I complex. NCBI's taxonomy places the organism in Eukaryota, Metazoa, Chordata, Mammalia, Primates, Lemuridae.
ACGUCCGCCCGCCGGCCGGCGAUGACGUCACGCCCCAGGGCUGGCGUCACGUGCCCCCCCGCGGGGGGCGGGUCUCGAGGGCGGUGCUUCCGGUCGGCGGAGUCUGGCGGCGCGAGCGGCGGCGGCGGCUGCCGAGACGCGGGGAUGGCGGGCGCGGGGAGCGAAGCCCGGUUCGCCGGGCUGUCGCUGGUGCAGCUCAACGAGCUGCUGGAGGACGAGGGGCAGCUGACGGAGAUGGUGCAGAAGAUGGAGGAGACACAGAAUAUUCAGCUUAACAAAGACAUGACGCUCGCCAGCAACCGGAGCCUGGCAGAAGGAAACCUUUUGUACCAGCCUCAGCUGGACACUCUGAAAGCACGCUUGACCCAGAAGUACCAGGAACUCCAGGUUCUCUUUGAAGCCUAUCAGAUAAAGAAGACCAAAUUAGAUAAACAGUCUAGCAGCGCUUCCUUGGAGACCCUGUUAGCACUUCUUCAAGCAGAAGGGGCCAAGAUUGAGGAAGACACUGAGAACAUGGCAGAGAAGUUUCUGGAUGGAGAGCUUCCUCUAGACUCCUUCAUUGAUGUCUAUCAGAGCAAACGGAAACUGGCCCACAUGCGAAGAGUAAAAAUCGAGAAGCUCCAAGAGAUGGUGCUGAAGGGGCAGAGACUCCCGCAGGCCCCAGCCCCGCUGCCACCCAGGGUGCCCGAGCCCGUGUCUGCUGCCUCCCUGCCCUACCCCGCCCUGGAGGCCAGCGGGCCUCCCUCCGUCGUGCCUCGACGCAUCCCCCCGCCACCACCCCCGGUGCCUGCAGGACGCUUGGCCACCCCGUUUACUACCGCCAUGGGCUCAGGACAGGCUGUGCCCUACCCGGGAUUACAGUGUCCGCCCCUGCCCCCCCGAGUGGGCCUCCCACCUCAGCAAGGAUUCUCUGCGCAGUUUGUGUCGCCGUACCCACCGGCUCUGCCCCAGAGACCCCCACCCCGGCUGCCCCCACACCAGCCGGGCUUCAUCCUCCAGUGAGCGCCGGCGCCCCAUCCUUCCUGGGAGACGCCCUCUGCCCGCCAUGCCGCAUCUGCACUCGGGGCUGUGAGGUCCGGCUGCUGUGCCGAGGGCUCUGCCCUGGGCCAGCGUGUCCACCUGAUUUUAGAACUGUAGGUCCAUGGGGAAGUAGAAGUAGAAGCCCAGGUUUUGUACACUUGAGGCCAUUGUGUGUGCCAGGUCCCAGCCCGGCCUCCCGUGCAUUCUGUUGGUUUGCGUUCCUGGGAUGAUUUCCGAGUAUCGUAGUGUUGAUGGACUCAUGCACUUGGGAAGAAACAAAGCCUCUCCCAUUCCCAUUUAGAAUUACGGUCCUCCCAUCGCAGCUUUAUUUAAUGAGCAUGGUUAACGAUUUCUGUUUGUUUUAUUUUCAAAAGACAGUUCUGUGUGUCUUGGCCCACCGGCCACUGCAGCCCUGGUAAGGGUCGAUCACUGUUGGCCGCCCAGAAAGUGCCCGUGGCUGGGCCACGAUGCGCAGCUGCGUUGUGCUCCUGGAAUCUGUUAGGGGUAGGUCAUCCCACUCACUCCCCUCCCCUUCCUGGCUGCCUCUCAUGCCUCAAAGCCACAAGCAAAGUUUGCACUUGGCCCAGGGCCGUGUCCAGAGGCCAGGAGAGCUGCGGCCCGGGUGCGAGAAGACCGCGGAGCUGGACUUUGCACAGCAAACUGUCACCAGCUCCUCCUCCCCCUCCCACCUAGUGCCGGCCCCGAGGGUUUCUGUGAAGAAACACUCCCCCAAUAUUUUUACUACCUGUGUAAUUUUCCUGUUUUAUAUUCGGAAAGAAAACUCUUUUGACACUCCCAAGACCAUUCAGGGAAAUUUUAUAAAAAAACACAUUGUUUUGAGCAGAUUGAAAUGCAGAUGAAGUGAAUGCAACUUCCUUUCGUGCAGGCAAUGCACGGUCACACCUGCGGGUGCCCUGCUGUGCCUUAGCUUCACCAGGUGCCAGGACUCAGAUGCCUGCAAGGGGCUGGGCAGAGCCCCGGGUGCUCUGCGUUCUCAGAAGGGCUUGUUCCAGUUCAUCGUUUCGUUGCAGGUGGAAGAAAAGUCUAGUCACUUCACACCAGGAUUCUUUCUCUUAGCCAAUAUUCUCUUCCUCUGGCCGGCUGGUGGCUGGGCCUCGGGGCGAGUGGCCCAGAGUGCAGAGGUGCUGCAGGUGUCAGGCGGGGGCGGCAGGAGGGUUUGGAGAAAGCCCACCCUCGGGAUUGAGGGGGUGUCGGGUACGUUCUGGCAAACCUGCACCGCCUGUUCCUUUCCUUCUGGGAUCCGUCUCCGUGUGCCACGUGUGCUGAAUCCCAGGUCCCAGCUGGAGGAAGCAGCACCUCACACCUGUUGACAAAAGCCUGUGUGCUCAUUGGUGGAACUUCUGGCCCUACCCUCAGCUGUCACCUCUCAGGCAGCCAGGGCCCGAUCUGUGACCAGCUGCCAGCUGGCUGCCACCCAGGGUGACAGAAACAAGGCAGAGCUGAAACAGGGUCUGUCCCAGUGGCCCAUGGUCUAGGCCACCAACUUUUGUCCUCAAUAACUGUACACUCCUGCUUCCGGACUUGAACUCUAUUGUAACUAUUUUUUUAAAGAAAAUGGAGCUGCAAAGGAUGAUUCACUGCCACACCAAUCAGGUGGGCUUGCCAUGUUCUGUGAAUCUCGAGCGACUGGUGCCACCCACCUCCAAUACCUCUGCUGCCGGCCUGCUGUUGGGGACGCCUGCAGCCCGGCAGGGGCCUCGGCCAGACGCAAGCUCGGUGUUGAUGUUGUGCGGGCCGCCAGGCUGGGCCUGCUGUCACUGUCCAGGGCCACAUCGGGCACUGUGGUUGUAAAGCUAUAGGACCCUUUUUAAUAAAUAGAGAAUUAUUAA